AAGUGUGGCGUCGCGGUUGUUCGUUUGUUUGACAUGCUGCACAGAUGCUGUUCCGUCUAUGGUUCCGUUUCCAUUCAGUGUAACUAACAUUCGCGCACCGUAGUGCUCGAAAUGUUUACUUCAUUCUUUUUUCGAGCAGUAUCCAUAUCUUGCUGCUCCUGAAUAAGAACACUUGGUGGCCACUUUUACGUGAGCAUCUGACUUGCUGAGGCAUGAGCGCCGAGGCCGGAGCUGGCGAUGGUCCGCAGAGUUCACUAGAACCUCCGGACAAUCCCGCUUGUCCAAAAUCCAUACCUUUGUGCAGUCUUGUGGAAGACGGCCUCUACCUUGGUGGGCGAGACGCUGCUGAAGACGUGGAAUUGAUUCAAGGUUUCGGCAUCACUCACGUUCUUACGGUGGACACGUAUCGACUCAAAUUUGAGGGAAAUGUCGUCUGCUUGUACCUCUACGCCGAAGACAGGGCCGAAGAGGACUUGCUUAGUCGCUUUCAUGAGGCCUGUGAAUUCAUCGAAAAAGGACAACAGAGUGGCGCGUGCUUAGUGCACUGUCGCUUUGGUGUCUCGAGGAGUGCGACAUUGGUGGCCGCUCAUCUCAUGCGAAAAUAUGCCUUAGAUUGUGCCGAAGCGCUGCACAAACUGAAGGAAAGGCGUGCCUGCAUUGGACCAAAUGCAGGCUUUGUGGCUCAGCUGAAACUUUACCAAAAAAUGGGGUACAAACUAGACAAAGCGGACCUGCAAUUCAGACUCUUUGUCUUGGAGCGGCUUUCUCAUUUGGCAAAGAAAGCUGGCUCCUUUUAUGCUGUACCGUGUGAAGUGAAGAGCUUCUGGACUGAUCAAGACAAGUCUAGUGGGGAAUGCUUGAGGUGCAGGAAAUGUAGGUUUACGCUCUGCUUCGCAUCAAAGAUUGUGCCUCACACACCAGGCUACAGCAUUGCCUGGUGGGACACUCGCUGGAAGGAGCCGGAAGAGAGGCUUUGCCAAACAAGCAUCUUCGUUGAGCCAACAGCCUGGCUCUUCAACCAAGCAAGGGCACUCCAAGGAAGGUUAACCUGUCCAAGUUGUCAUGGCAAACUAGGAAACUACAAUUGGUCAGGGCUGUAUUGUGAGUGUGGAGCUUGUGCACAGCCAGGCUUUCACAUCACGCCAAGCAAAGUGGACAGGGCUGUUGGUGCAUCAGAGCCUGUCAAAGCCUACCUGCGGCACAGACACAGGCCUGCCACGAGUGAGUGUGGGCCCGCUUACAGUCGCCUAGAGGAAGAGCCUGACGACAGAGAGAACGACUCCCAAUCCACCUGUGAAAGGCUGCAAGAUAAGCCUGUCAUUGGUGAUGUGGAGCUCAUAUCUGCGUGUUGUCAGUUGGAGAAGCAGCCGGAAAGCAACAGUGAGCAAGUCUGUGCCUGCAGUCAACUCGAAGAUGAACAGCAUGAGGUGCACAGCUUUGAAAGUGCAUUGGUUGCUAACUUACAUGAGUCGAAUGAGGAGCAACAAGAUGGUAGAGGAGGAGAGCAUCCAAGAACAAACUAGACUGCAUUCGAAACCAUUCAUUUGUUAAAAGGACAAGGCAGCAAGGAUUGGCACAGGAAAGAAGGCCUGUGGGCAUUGAUGUAAACAGUUUUUCUGUUAAGCUUCUUUAUUUCUACCACAUUGUUUUGUGGUUUCUGUCCUGAACUGACAAUUCCUGGAAGUGAGAAAUGCAUGAGGCUAUGGUGAAUGUUAUGGACUGACUAGCCGCUAUGUUAGCAGAAACCACACACGUGAGAGCGUCCUCUUUUUUUCCUUUUUGUCAUAACUAGGCUUUGCAUCUUGCUCAGAAAAAUGGAGGCCAUCAUUCCAUUACCAUCACUUUUUUAUUAUUGACUCAAGUCACAGAUGAUGUUAAGCCCAACUCCAGCCUGUCUUGGAAAGGCCAGAAAUAAUUUCCUGUGUUGACAUUGCUUAUAUCAGUACACACUGUCGCAUGACCAGUGUUCCAUGACAAAUGUUCCUCCUAUGCUGAGAUUCAUAUAACUGCCAGGCAGAGGAAAGUUUUCAGCGAAGCAAUGAUGGGGUAGUGAGUGACUUGCCGAGUUGCAUGCGAUGCUGUGAACAUAGUUUCAAGAGUUUGCACAAGUUUUUCUGUUUUGAAUGUGCCAGUAAAGCAGAAAUGGUGAAUCAAGCGGCAGGAAUCAUGAUCAAUACAUGCUCAAAAAUGAGGUUGAAUGAUAUAAGGGAGUACAUGUACCUUUAUUUCCUUUCUUUAUCAUGCUUUGUGCAUGCUCUCAUUGUGUGUAAAUGCAGUUCCUUGCAUCUUCAAGUCCAGAUUUAUCCCCUCAGAUCUAGUCCCUUGUUGUGAUAAUGACAUAACCUCACGGUGUGAGCAGUUUCAAUGCCUGUGAACAACGGAGCAACAUCCCAUGGCUCUCCAAUAGUGUCAGUGACUGUACAAGACUGUUGCAUCAUAAGAGCUGACUGUGUCAGGCUACAGUGCUUUAAUACUUUCAUGCUCUUUGUGACCUACAAUGCAACAGCACCUGUGGGACGUGUUGCAGUUCAUAGGAAAGUGAUGUGCUGUAAUGUAUGACAUUGCACAACUGCAAAGACUGUAGGGAAGCCAUCUGAUAUCACAAACAUUCAUCACUUGCUGAUACUACUGCGGAACACAUUGACUUUUAAAGUAAGCUCAGUUGUUGUUCAUAUUGUAUGGCAAAAGUGCACUGGCACAGCAUGGGGCACAAACUGCCAAUAACCAUGACACAUUGCAUCCUCUGAUUCAUUGCUUUACCUGCUGGUAAACUAAGUGUUCAGUGCCAUUAAAAAGAUGGCAGUGUAUAGAGACAACUUAUUGGUGCUGCUUUGCAUCAUGAAGGAGGUUUUAAAUAAAAUUGGCCUGCUGCUCAUGGAAAUUUAUUUGUACAUGAAACUGUAUCACGUGAAACUAAACAGAUGAUUUAAUGUUUACACUCUUCCAUUUUUUGCACCUUUUUACAAUGCUUGCAUUCUCAUAUUACAUUUCUUUAUGCUCAGUAAUUAUGCUCAGCACAGAAAAAGUUACAUCUAGAAAGCAGAGCAGAACAAGGGUGCAAACUACAGUAUUACAAAGUGCACUCGGGGUUGAGCCAUAAUGAAGCUAGAACAGUCAUGCAAAAUAUCUUGCAAAUAACAAGGUGCUCCAUAACCACCAUAUAAGUUCAUUUCUCGGUAAGAAUGUGAAUAUCUGCUAGUUAAAGACAUAAUUAUACAUUAUAUUUAAUGGUAGGGACAGUGUAAACCUUGGAUUAAACAGGUGUUUGAUAAAGUAGUAAUUCACUUUAUUUGCUUGUUUCAUUUACAAGUUCAGCUGCUGGCCACAUUCAGGUGCCAAGGCAGCUGGUUACGUGCGUAUAUUGAGGGUACAAAAGCAAACGAAAAAAUUCAGCAAACAACAUUGCAAUGUUAAACUGAUAGCAUAAGCACAAAAUAUCAGAGAAGCUAUAUAACGUGUGGAAAACAAACCGAAAUGACAUACAUAAAGUGUGCAAAGAUGCAAAUUUUCAAAUGCGUGCAAGCAUUUGCGAUUUUUGCUACAAAUGGACUCGUUGCAUUCCUGCUUGGCUUGAGAAUUAUGUAAAUAAUAUUUUUCGAUAAUCGUGAAGGGUUCAAUGGGCAGGCACCAACCAUGACAGCUCAGUGGCUAUGGCAUUCUUCUGCUGAGCAUGUGGUAGUUGACUUGACACCCGGCUAUAGUGGCUGCAUUCCAAAUAAGGCGGAAUUGCAAAAAAUGCUCAUGUAUAGAGCUUGGGGGGACACGUUUAAGGAACCCCAUGCUGUCAAAAUCAAUAUGGAGCUGUACACUGCAGUAUCUAUCAUGCACAGCAGGUGUAAUUGCAGGUGUACUGCAUUAUUGCGGUCUGUAUUACGUAUCAUUAUUUACAAAACACUAGGCUAUUACCUGAACCUGUGUUUCAAGUAAAACCAUAUUUCCUAUUGCAGGAAGAAUUGUUGUAUAGUAUUAUCAUAAACAGGGAGCAAUUACUGGAUUAGUAUUCGUUUGUAUAUAGUUAAUUGGGCCUGACCUAACAAGGAAUGCUCGAUUUUUAGGCUGCCUACAGAUUAAUCUCAAAUUAUGCAAAGCAGUGCCGUGUUCUUCCUGGUGAUGCUCACCAUAUCUGCAUCACAGGGUGUGUAGUUUUAAAGAGUGCUAUGUUAUCGCUGAGUGAUAAGGGCAAACUGCUUAGACUCGAGAGCGAUCAUUUUCUACCUGUAAAUACUUAUUCAUUAUAUGUUUUCAUUAUUUAUUUUUCAUAUAACCAAUUUAAGCUUUUCACAUUGCGUCUGUUUGCUGUUUUUCUUUUUCUGUUAUUAUUGUAUUCAUACAAAACUGUGAUGACCUUCCUCUUAUUUAUUUGCAGCCCAUUUGAGUACACCUUUUAUAUUUUACAGUAGACAACCUUAGGAGCUUUGGAAUAGAAAAAAAGUGUACUUUUACCCUUUUGCCUAUUCCAUCUAUUUUUGUGAACUUUUUACACAUACUUAUUUAGUAUUCAAUUCUGUAUUCAAAGUCAAUUGUUCCUAAAUAUUUAUAUUCAACUUAGUUGCAAGAUUUUACUAUUUGCACUUCCAUUACUAGUAAUAAAGUGCCCAUUAUAUAUAAUUAAAAUGAUAUCUAUGCUCUAAAUCAGUUAUAGCACAUCAUGUGCUCUGAUUAAAAGAGCUGAAUAACCUGUAAUGUUGGCACUGGCCACUAGUGCCACUUAGAUCAUACAGCUAAAGUACCACUAGAAGGUGUGGCUGUGUUCUUAACUAUAGUAGCUCACGACUGCUGGCCAGGCACUAGCUCGUGCAGCAUGGAAAAAAAAAAUAACAUAUUACCACUGCAAGAUUUUCUUUUUAUUUGAUGACGGGUAACUUUGCUUCACCCCAAAAAUAAACAAGAAUAUGUGUUUUUGUUUAGAUUGUGAUAACAUAUACUGGCUAUAUACACUGGAAUUUCCAAUGCAUUAGCAGAUAUAACCUGUACAAUAUUAGGGAAAAGGUCAUUAGGAAAGACAUCUUUGUAAAGUUUCUUUUGAGUUGACACAUUACAAUGGUUUAAAUUUGAAGAUGUCAUCAUUUCAUGCCAUCUAGUGAUGUGGUUAUUUUGCUUCAGAGACAAAUUUGAGCUGCUGUGAACUGCACAAUACAAGGGUGUGCUGAUAAGUCUUGAGCUUUAUUGAAAAAGAAGUCAUUGUAAUUUUCCACUUAUUCAAAAUAUUCUCUCUGAAGGUCAGUGCAUUUUGGACAAUGAAGAUUCAGCUUUUAUUGGCCUGUCAGGAAAAACAAUUAAGCUCAGUGAGAAAGGAAUCGCAGGUUGCUUGCAACUUGCUCAAAUACCUUGCAACCACACUGCUGAUCUUAAAAAAAUUUGGUCGCAUCAAAUUUGAUCGCACUGAUGUUGCGGUACUUGGAAAACCUCACCUAGUUGCUUUUCCUCCACCAAGACACCGCACCACCAAUAUCCACUGUGAGUGAGUCAUCGCAUAUGCCGCUAUCCUCUGUGCUGCUGCUUCCACUGAUUCUUGGACCCCUCCUGAGACCCUUCCUGGGAACCUUCUUGAGAUGUUCCUGAGAGUGUUUCGUGGAAUGUCCUUGUGGCCCUUUCUUGAGAUGCUCUUGGAACUGUUUUCUUGUUCAGGCAGCAGUUCGCUGUCUGCACUUUUCCCACCACUGUUCCUGGGAUUGUUCUUGUCACUGUUUUCUCGUUCGGGUAGCAGUUGCUGAAUGGUCUUCACCAAGACAACCAAUUUGGAAAGCGAUUCGGAAAGUGAUUGGGCAUGGAACCAUUAAUCUGCAGCUUCUAAAACUUGUUCACAGAUGGAAAAAUUUGUGCCUUUGAAGUGUUCCUUCAGGUUAGGAGAAAGAUGAUAAUCACUGGGUCUAGCAGGUAAGGGAGAUGUUGCACGAAUUCAAGCAUGACGUCAGCCAGUUUUCUGCUUCAUGAUGGUGGCCUUGUGUAGCAGUGCAUCAUCAUGCAAAAGUAACAACCUAACUUAGCAAUUUUCCUCAAGGCUUGUCAGAUCCUGCCUCGCUAUGGCCAAUAGUGAUAAAUAACAAACUGCUUUGAGUGUGUUAUCUUCCAGAUGGUCAACGAAGAUGUUUCUAUCCUUGUCCCAAAAUGCGGAUGUCAUCACCUUUCCUGUGGAUACUGGUACUAGGAAUUGCUUUUGCAGAGGGUAACCCAAAUGUUUCCACUCUUUCGACUGUUUGGUCUCAGGAUUGUACAAAUAUAAUCAUAUCUGAUCCAUCAUGAGCAGCCUACACUAAAAUUACCUUUAUCAUCUUCAAAAUGGUAGAGAAUGGCCUGAGUUGACAUGCAUCUGGUCAGCACUAAGGAAUUUGGAGACCACUUGGUUGUAACCAUCACGUCCAGCACAUCAGUGAGUAUCUAGUUUAUGCACUGUUGUUACAAAUUAAGGGUCACUACUAUGUGUUUAGCUGAGGUCGUUCUGUUUUCCAAAACCAUUUCAUGAACAGGGUCCAUAUUUGCCCAAGAGGUCACUUCCACAAGUCUCGCAGUACAUUCAUCUUCCAUGCUGAUGUGGCCUGUACAAAAUAUAGCCACCCAUCUUUUGACUGUAGCAUAUGAAGGGGAAUCAUUCUCUACUGUUGCUCACAGUCUCAAAAAUCUCCUUUGCAGAAUUCUCUCAUGCUUAGAUAAAUUUGAUAACUGUAUGACACGCUUUCGGAGUAAAAUACAAUGCAAUUGACGCAGUCUUCACUUCAGAAGUGAAAAGUUUAGAGAAAAAUGGCUUAAAGGGUAAAUUUGCAAUAUAGUUGUGCCAGAUAAUAUAUUUUAUAACUUAAUACCAAAAGUUUUUAUUAGACGAGAGGAUAAUGGUAAGCUUCAUGAUUUAUCAACGCUCGCUCGUAUAUAUGUUAUCUGUAAAUUUCUUGUUUUGUCAGCUAUGCUUCAUUCUUAUGGGGGGGCCAUCAUUGUUCACAAGUAUUUUUCUUGCUACAUUAUUAAAGAAUACUGAAUUUUCUAGCGAAAACACACUUGUACGCACAAACAAUGUAAAAAGCUGGCAAAGGCAGAAAGCUUGCUAAGGCAGAAAGCUUCUUGUAUGUUUCAUUGAUAGUAGAUGCACUUUAAGUUUACAAGGAACAAGUAAAUGAUUGCUCCUUGCCGCUUCAAUGUACUCUCAAUUCUAUCUUGAGCAUCUUCAACAUAAAUGCUGUGUUGCCAAGAGCGUAACAAUGAAUUGGCACAAAUGCCAGCAUCAGCACAGGUGACUGUAGCAACUGUUUCACUAGAACUGAGAGCUCUGCAUAAGGAUGUGAAAAGUCGUGCAAGAAUUUUAUAGAGAAUAUUAAAACAAUUACCCCUUUCAUGACGAUGUGAAAGUGACAAGAGGCAACCUAUUACUCGUCCUAAUUAUGUUCUCAUCAGCUUUCUCUCUCAUACCACAAAUAAAAUACAAAAAGUACAAUGACUUAAAAAUACUUUGUAUUUACAGUUCAUCUCUUUUUGAUUACACUACACGGUUACAUUUUAUCUGCUAACGCUGCAUACACAGACAUCACAGUUUAAUCGGGCUUGCCAUAGCAGGUUCUUAAAGAGCUCCUCACCAGACCACAUUGCAAAUUUUGGUUAUGCACUGUUGAACUUCUUGGGAGCAUUUCACCAAAAUAAUUUUUCAAAUUGGUUGAUUAUUGGAGGAGCUAGAAGAAAUUGAACUUCCUGUUACCAUGCCGCCAGGAAGCAAGCGUCACUUUGAAUGGAGA
Molecule: messenger RNA, 7718 nt
Organism: Dermacentor silvarum
Lineage: Eukaryota; Metazoa; Arthropoda; Arachnida; Ixodida; Ixodidae
Product: dual specificity protein phosphatase 12
Exons: 7
Coding region: 213-1523 (436 amino acids)
Biological process (GO): protein dephosphorylation
Cellular component (GO): nucleus
Molecular function (GO): protein tyrosine/serine/threonine phosphatase activity
Source: RefSeq, a predicted model, not a curated record